This is a messenger RNA of Symphalangus syndactylus (siamang), 4122 nucleotides long. It is a transcript of the gene CDC7, whose product is annotated as cell division cycle 7. Gene Ontology annotation, biological process: protein phosphorylation; mitotic DNA damage checkpoint signaling. Gene Ontology annotation, cellular component: nucleus. Gene Ontology annotation, molecular function: ATP binding; protein serine/threonine kinase activity. Lineage: Eukaryota; Metazoa; Chordata; Mammalia; Primates; Hylobatidae. The record is from RefSeq and is a predicted model, not a curated record.
GAAGUGUUGCGCAGGCGCAUCCGAUCGACUCGGUAGGUGGGGAGCUCUUGGAGACGGCGACCCAGGCAUCUGGGGAGCCACAGAAGUCGUACUCCCUUAAACCGUGAGUUUCCGACGGUUGGUCCCAUGGCGCGGGAUUGUGAGGGAUUAGGAACGAAUUCUGGAUCGUGACUUCGGUUUUCUCGCCGUGCAGUUCCUUUCCCCGCCCCCCUUCGGAUCCCUCCGAGCUGCGGCGGGAAAGUCGCGCGCCUGCGCGCUAAGCAUCUGGUUCGGUCUCUGGCCCGAGGGAAGCCGGUCCUUCCCCGCUGAGCUCGCGGCCAGCGCUGGCCGGAGGAUUCCCAUUCAUUCACCCUUCUGCUCCUCCGCCCAGUACUCGUGGCCAGGGUCGUAUCAGUUCCCCGUCAACUUGCUUGGGGCCUUGGACGAGCCUCCUGGCGCUUCCUGUCAGUGGCGAAACGGUUUUCUCCCUCAGUUCUUUUCCUGACUUCAAACCGCCCCCGGCGUUCGGCCCCUCCCCCACGCGGUCCCGCUGGCUGCGCCGGACUCGCAGCCUCGCCGUUUCCCACUGCGCCUGUUGCUGCGCGGGUGCCCAAGCCGGGAAAUUCACCCUGCAGCCCCCUGCCGGUGUUUCUGAUAGGUGAAAAUAAAGCACAUGGAAUUCCUUAGACAAGGCCACAGUAUGCCCUACUGUGGAGCUGCUUUGCUCCCCCUGCGGAUGUAACCCCUUAGCUGGCAUUUUGCAUCCCAAUUGGCUUGUGAUGGAGGCGUCUUUGGGGAUUCAGAUGGAUGAGCCAAUGGCUUUUUGUCCCCAGCAUGACCGGUUUCAGGCUGAAGGCUCUUUAAAAAAAAACGAGCAGAAUUUUAAACUUGCAGGUGUUAAAAGAGAUAUUGAGAAGCUUUAUGAAGCAGUACCACAGCUUAGUAAUGUGUUUAAGAUUAAAGACAAAAUUGGAGAAGGCACUUUCAGCUCUGUUUAUUUGGCCACAGCACAGUUACAAGUAGGACCUGAGGAGAAAAUUGCCCUAAAACACUUGAUUCCAACAAGUCAUCCUAUAAGAAUUGCAGCUGAACUUCAGUGCCUAACAGUGGCUGGGGGGCAAGAUAACGUCAUGGGAGUUAAAUACUGCUUUAGGAAGAAUGAUCAUGUAGUUAUUGCCAUGCCAUAUCUGGAGCAUGAGUCGUUUUUGGACAUUUUGAAUUCUCUUUCCUUUCAAGAAGUACGGGAAUAUAUGUUUAAUCUGUUCAAAGCUUUGAAACGCAUUCAUCAGUUUGGUAUUGUUCACCGUGAUGUUAAGCCCAGCAAUUUUUUAUAUAAUAGGCGCUUGAAAAAGUAUGCCUUGGUAGACUUUGGUUUGGCCCAAGGAACCCAUGAUACGAAAAUAGAGCUUCUUAAAUUUGUCCAGUCUGAAGCUCAGCAGGAAAGGUGUUCACAAAACAAAUCCCACAUAAUCACAGGAAACAAGAUUCCAUUGAGUGGCCCAGUACCUAAGGAGCUGGAUCAGCAGUCCACCACAAAAGCUUCUGUUAAAAGACCCUACACAAAUGCACAAAUUCAGAUUAAACAAGGAAAAGACGGAAAGGAGGGAUCUGUAGGCCUUUCUGUCCAGCGCUCUGUUUUUGGAGAAAGAAAUUUCAAUAUACACAGCUCCAUUUCACAUGAGAGCCCUGCAGUGAAACUCAUGAAGCAGUCAAAGACUGUGGAUGUACUGUCUAGAAAGUUAGCAACAAAAAAGAAGGCUAUUUCUACAAAAGUUAUGAAUAGUGGUGUGAUGAGGAAAACUGCCAGUUCUUGCCCAGCUAGCCUGACCUGUGACUGCUAUGCAACAGAUAAAGUUUGUAGUAUUUGCCUUUCAAGGCGUCAGCAGGUUGCCCCUAGGGCAGGUACACCAGGAUUCAGAGCACCAGAGGUCUUGACAAAGUGCCCCAAUCAAACUACAGCAAUUGACAUGUGGUCUGCAGGUGUCAUAUUUCUUUCUUUGCUUAGUGGACGAUAUCCAUUUUAUAAAGCAAGUGAUGAUUUAACUGCUUUGGCCCAAAUUAUGACAAUUAGGGGAUCCAGAGAAACUAUCCAAGCUGCUAAAACUUUUGGGAAAUCAAUAUUAUGUAGCAAAGAAGUUCCAGCACAAGACUUGAGAAAACUUUGUGAGAGACUCAGGGGUAUGGAUUCUAACACUCCCAAGUUAACAAGUGAUGUACAAGGGCAUGCUUCUCAUCAACCAACUAUUUCAGAGAAGACUGACCAUAAAGCUUCUUGCCUCAUACAAACACCGCCAGGACAAUACUCAGGGAAUUCAUUUAAAAAGGGGGAUAGUAAUAGCUGUGAGCAUUGUUUUGCUGAGUAUAAUACCAAUUUAGAAGGCUGGAAUGAGGUACCCAAUGAAGCUUAUGACCUGCUUGAUAAACUUCUAGAUCUAAAUCCAGCUUCAAGAAUAACAGCAGAAGAAGCUUUGUUGCAUCCAUUUUUUAAAGAUAUGAGCUUGUGAUAAUGGGUCUUCAUUUAAUGUUUACUGUUAUGAGGUAGAAUAAAAAAGAAUACUUUGUAAUAGCCAUAAGUUCUUGUUUAGAGACCAGAGCAGGAUUAAUAAUUUAUUUUAACAUUUUAGCGUUUCGUGGCACAUUCUAAAAUGUAGAUUAAGAAUACUUAAAAUGCCUGGCAUAGUUCUUGGGACUAACAACAUGAUCUUUGAGUUAAAGCUACCUAAGUAGAUUUUAGGUGGGUUCCUAUUAGGUCAGAUUUUUAGUUUCCCUAAUUACCUUUCACUGACAUAUGCAGAAAAAGGAGCAGUUUUAGUUUUAAUUAAUUAAAAUUAACGGAUGUGAUGAGGAUUAAAUGAAUCAAAAGACUUAAUUUGUAGAUUCUUUUAGAGUUAUGAGCUAGGUAUAGUUUGGGGAAACUCAACCUGGUGCUGGUGCUCUAACAAUUUUGUAAGUAAAGAAGAUAAUUUCCUCUUCUAGAGGUACAUAUUAGGCCUUUCAUGAACACUAAAAUGAGGAAAUGGUCAUGGGGCAAAGUAUCACUUAAAAUUGAAUUUAUCCUUUUUUUUUUUUUUUUUUUUUUGAGACGGAGUCUCGCUCUGUCGCCCAGGCUGGAGUGCAGUGGCGCAAUCUCGGCUCACUGCAAGCUCCGCCUCCCAGGUUCACGCCAUUCUCCUGCCUCAGCCUCCCAAGUAGCUGGGACUACAGGCGCCCGCCACUACGCCUGGCUAAUUUUUCUGUAUUUUUAGUAGAGACGGGGUUUCACCUGUUAGCCAGGAUGGUCUCGAUCUCUUGACCUCGUGAUCCGCCCGCCUCGGCCUCCCAAAGUGCUGGGAUUACAGGCGUGAGCCACCGCGCCUGGCGAAUUUAUCCAUUUUUAAAAAACACUUCAUGAAAACAUUUUAGUGUGAAUUGCCAUUUUUUCUUAAUGGCUUCUCGAUUUUCUUCCUUCUCUGCCCCUACCUAAAACAUUCUCCUUGGAAAUUACAUGGUGCUGACCACAGAGUUUCUGGAUGUUUUAUUAAAUACUGCAUGUGUUUACAGUUGGGAAUUUAAAAUAAUACAUACACUGGUUGAUAAAGGGAAGCUGCAGGACCAAGGUAAAGAUUGAUAGUCCAAAUGCUUUUCUUUUUUGAGUUGUAUAUUUUUUCACACCAUCUUAGAUAUAAUUAGGUAGCUGCUGAAAGGAAAAGUGAAUACAGAAUUGACAGUAUUAUUGGAGAUUUUUCCUCUGCGUAGAGCCAUCCAGAUCACUGUAUCCUGUUUUGACUAAGUCUUAGGUGGGUUGGGAAGAUAGUGAAGUAGGCAAAGAGAAAAGGACCCAAGAUAGAGGUUUAUAUUCAGAAAUGAUAUAUAUCAAUGACAGCAUAUCAAACUUCCUAUGGGAAGAAGUCUAGUGGGUGGGUCAGCUGACAGAUUUCCCAUUUAGUAGUCAUAGAAUACAGAAAUAGUUUAGGGACAUACAUUCAUUUUGUUAUUUUGAGCAUUGAUAGGUCAGUAUAUCUACCUAAUCUGUUUGGUAAGGAUAGGAUGUAUCUAUAUAAACCAUUACCAUUGAUCUGCUCCGUCUUAUACCAUAAUCUUAAAAAAAAAAUUGAAUGCUCUUGAAUUUGUAUAUUUAAUAAAGUGAUCCUUUUAUAUUUUUUA